UACGAGAGGUUGACUGAAUUAGUCACUCGUGAAUUUAAUAAUCUCAAUUUCAAAAUUCAAUAAAAACAAUUUCAAUUCAUUAUUAUUACAAAAGAAUUACCCCUAAAUGAUGUGUUUCAUAAUUACAAAAUUAAAAAAAAAAAAGUGAUACUGUGAUUUAGUUUCUCUUCUACCUAAUGGAUCCAGUGAAUUUCAAUUAAUAAUAAAAGUGUGUGAAAGAUUUUUUUUUUGGGAAAAACUGCAGUGAUUUUCUUUUUUUUUAAAUUAAAUAUUAAAUAAAUUACGAAAAUAGUUAUUAAUUAAAAGAAGAACUAAAUUGACUAUCGCGAAUUGUUUUCCUGUAGUGAAGAAAAAAUGAAUGAAAUGUUAUUAAAAGUGUCUGAAUGGAACUUAUAGACAUGUAAGUAACCUGUGCGGUUGUAUUUUUUUUCGAAUCAAAACAUGAGAAAAUUUAAAAUCAAUACAGAAAAUUGAAUAAUAAGAUUUAAAAAAAAAAGAAAGUAAUGCAAAGUGAUCAUACCUGGUGGAUCCUUGGCGUUGAAGUAUUGUGUUGAAUUAUGUCUGACUGUUCAGAACAAUUAUCAUCGCCAAAUAGCGACUGCAAUAGUCAAAUGGGAAUGGUACAUCGAAGUUUGAGUUCAAUUGGUCCUUAUGGUAAUUCUGCGAUGACAGGAUUGACAAUUACACAUCAUUCACAAAAUUUAACUCCCUCAUCGAAUGGUAGUCCAAGAUAUCCACAGGAACUUUGUAACGCUGUUAGUUUAACAACAAAUUUAUCCAAUUCUGGUUCAAUUGCCCUCGGUGGAAAUAGCAACGGUUCAAGUUUCUCUGAGGAACAAAUUAUUUGCCUCUGCAAAAGUAUGGUCCAAAAAAAGGACAUGGCAAAUCUCGAAAGAUUUUUAUACACACUGCAACCAUAUCAAUUAGCUCGUGGUGAGAGUGUAUUAAUGGCAAAGGCAUAUGUGGCAUUUCACAAUCAUUCAUUCACUGAUGUUUACAAUAUUCUUGAGAGGAAUAAAUUUUCCCCCGAAUACCACUUAGAGUUACAGCAAAUGUGGUACAAAGCCCAUUACCUGGAAGCGGAAAAAGUUCGAGCAAGAAAAUUAGGAGCAGUUGACAAAUAUAGAUUGAGGAAAAAGCAUCCCUUACCACGUACCAUUUGGGAUGGUGAGGAAACUGUUUAUUGUUUCAAGGAACGUUCGAGAAAUGCCCUUAAAGAAUGUUAUCAAAAAAAUAGAUAUCCGACGCCCGAUGAAAAGAAGACAUUGUCAAAGAAAACUGGACUCACAUUAACGCAAGUGUCAAAUUGGUUUAAAAAUCGACGACAACGCGAUCGCACACCUCAAACAAGAUCUGACAUGAUGUUGAAUUGCCAGAGUGCGAACAAUGGAAAUAUGAACGGUUCGGUCAGUAGUAGCACCGGACAUCAAUCUUUGCAAAAUUUAGACUCGAUUGGUACCAAUUUGGCAAUUUCUCCAAUUUCCGCAAUGGGAAUGUCACCAGUUGGAAUGAAUUCUUGUAGUCCAAUAGUAAUGAGUCCCAUGGGGUCUCAUCAUCACGGCUAUGCAACUCCUGUGACUCCGUCCCCGGUUCAUUCGACUCAUCACCAUAAUGGAGGCCUGAGUCCCAUAAACGAUGUUAAAACACACUUUUACGGUCGUUACGAUGGUGGAAAAGAUAUUGAUCAAAGUUCUGUUUAUUAUUCGAGUCAUUCGAGUAUGAGCCAUCAUCAAUAUUAUCAACAGACACAUCAUCAAAUGAUGGCAACUUCCCAUCAUCAUUAUCAACAAGGAAUAAGAGAUUCAUCGUCAGGAUACGAUAUUAUCUUACCUCCACCUCAGCACACCAUGUGA
Molecule: messenger RNA, 1853 nt
Organism: Leptopilina boulardi
Lineage: Eukaryota; Metazoa; Arthropoda; Insecta; Hymenoptera; Figitidae
Gene: Six4
Product: homeobox protein SIX2-like
Exons: 4
Coding region: 558-1853 (431 amino acids)
Biological process (GO): regulation of transcription by RNA polymerase II
Cellular component (GO): transcription regulator complex; nucleus
Molecular function (GO): RNA polymerase II cis-regulatory region sequence-specific DNA binding; DNA-binding transcription factor activity, RNA polymerase II-specific
Source: RefSeq, a predicted model, not a curated record